Nannospalax galili (Upper Galilee mountains blind mole rat) is the source of this 1681-nucleotide messenger RNA. RefSeq names its product keratin 4 (gene Krt4). Gene Ontology annotation, biological process: keratinization; intermediate filament organization. The coding region runs from base 37 to 1617 and encodes 526 amino acids. The transcript is spliced from 9 exons. Lineage: Eukaryota; Metazoa; Chordata; Mammalia; Rodentia; Spalacidae. Gene Ontology annotation, cellular component: keratin filament. Gene Ontology annotation, molecular function: structural constituent of skin epidermis. The record is from RefSeq and is a predicted model, not a curated record.
UCUGCCGCACGCCCGAAGCUGCUUCCCUUCUCAGCAAUGAUCGCCAAACAGCAAUAUGUCCGCAGCGGAUCUCGGGGCUUUAGUGGUGGCUCAGCCAUUGUUGGUGGGGGCAAGAGGGUGGCCUUCAGCUCUGCCUCCAUGUCCGGGGGUGCAGGCCGCUAUUGCUCUGGGGGCUUUGGCAGCAGGAGCCUCUACAACCUUGGGGGCCACAAGAGCAUCUCCAUGAGCGUGGCUGGGUCCUGCCAGGGUGGCGGCUUUGGGGGUGCUGGAGGCUUUGGCACUGGUAGCUUUGGUGCUGGGUAUGGUGCUGGUGGUUUUGGCGGUGGAUUCGGAGGUUUCAUCAAUGGUCGUGGUGGUCCUGGCUUCCCUGCCUGUCCCGCUGGAGGCAUUCGGGAGGUCACCAUCAACCAGAGCCUGCUGACACCCCUCCACGUGGAGAUUGACUCUGACAUCCAGAAAGUCCGGACAGAGGAACGUGAGCAGAUCAAGACCCUGAACAACAAGUUUGCCUCCUUCAUCGACAAGGUGCGGUUCUUAGAGCAACAGAACAAAGUCCUGGAGACCAAAUGGAACCUCCUCCAGCAGCAGACAACAGUCACAUCCCCCCGAAAUCUGGAUACCUUCUUUGAGACCUACCUCAGUGCCUUGAGGAAGCAUCUGGACUCUUUGACCAAUGACAAAGGGCGCCUGCAGUCAGAGCUGAAGCUCAUGCAAGACAGUGUGGAGGACUUCAAGGCCAAGUACGAAAAUGAGAUCAACAAGCGCACGGCUGCAGAGAACGACUUUGUGGUCCUUAAGAAGGAUGUGGAUGCAGCUUAUAUGGCCAAGGUGGAGUUAGAGGCCAAAGUGGACAACCUUAACGACGAGAUCAACUUCCUGAAGGUCCUCUACGAAGCGGAACUGUCCCAGAUGCAGACACAUGUCUCAGACACAUCUGUGGUGCUGUCCAUGGACAACAACCGGAACCUGGACCUGGAUGGCAUCAUUGCUGAGGUCCGUGCCCAGUAUGAAGAGAUCGCCCAGAGAAGUAAGGCUGAGGCUGAGUCCUGGUACCAGACCAAGGUCCAGCAGCUCCAGAUCUCAGUUGAUCAACAUGGUGAUAACCUGAAGAGCACCAAGAAUGAGAUCUCAGAGCUCAACCGGAUGAUCCAGAGGCUGCGGGCAGAGAUCGAAAACAUCAAGAAGCAGUGCCAAACUCUGCAGACGUCUGUAGCUGACGCAGAGCAGCGUGGGGAGGCGGCUCUUAAAGACGCCUAUAGUAAGCAUGCAGAGCUUGAGGGUGCCCUGCAGAAGGCCAAGGAGGAGAUGGCCAGGAUGCUGCGGGACUACCAGGCCCUCAUGAACGUCAAGCUGGCCCUGGAUGUGGAGAUUGCUACCUACCGCAAGCUUCUGGAGGGCGAGGAGUGCAGGAUGUCUGGGGAAUGCCAGAGUGCUGUGAGCAUCUCGGUAGUUGGAGGCAACAUCAGCACUGGAGGUGGUGUGGGCAUUGGCCUGGGUAGUGGUUUCAGCUCUGCGUCUGGAAGCGGUUUUGGGUUGGGUGGUGGUGUCUAUGGAAGUUCCGGCAGCAAGACUGUCUCUACCACCACCACCACCAUGACCAAGAAGUCCCAGCGAUAGAGGAGACGUGGUCCCGGCAGGCCCUGAGUUCAGCAGCGCAGGCCUUGUCUCUGUGCUUCAUCAC